AACGUUCCUCGGGUAAGUUUUGCAUGGCCCUCGUUUCCACAAAUAACUUUUUCUUUUUCUUUUUUCUCUUUUUUUUCGAAUUCAAGUUACUCAUUUAUGAGCGUAUCUGUACAGUGAAUAAUUAGUUGACUUACAUUAAUUGUUUUCUUCCCACCUUGCACGCAGCCAACUCCAACAGUUCCGACGGCGGCAAUGCCAUCGCAAACACCAGCAACCCUGCCAACCCCGCCGGCAAUAGCGACAACAACACUGUACAGAGGGCCCCGCAGUGCCUCGUUCGCGAGCAGGAUCGAUACAUGCCGAUAGCCAACGUGAUACGCAUAAUGCGGAGGAUAUUACCCCCGCAUGCAAAAAUAUCUGACGACGCCAAGGAGACCAUGCAGGAGUGUGUGUCCGAGUACAUCGCCUUCAUAACCGGCGAGGCCAACGAGCGCUGCCAGCGCGAGCAGCGCAAGACUGUCACUGCUGAGGAUGUCCUCUGGGCCAUGGGAAAGCUCGGGUUUGACAAUUACGUCGAACCCCUCACCAUUUACCUCCAACGCUACCGGGAGUCUGAGAGUUCCGACCGCUCUCAGUUUGUUAAGAGGGAGGAGCGCCAGUCAAUGGACUAUUGCCCUCCUGGGCAUGCUGGGCCCCAGGUUGCAAUGAUGCCUCCCCCGCCACCAUCUUAUGGGCCGGGAUAUUAUUUCGGGCCCCAGCAUGGUCCUCCGAUGUAUGACCCCUCAAUGAUGGGAAUGUUUAGGGAUGGUUCCUCCUCUGGUGCUGGUGGAGGCGGGUCAUCGUCGGCUUCUGGGGCGCAGGGUGAGAACUCGUUGGGGGAAUUUAACCCGUUUGGUCACUUCAAGUGAUCACCACAGUUUAGAGACAGGUCUCAGCUGUUUAAUUAACAGACAUAAUGAAUAAAUAAUUGCAUUAGUUUGCAAUUAAUUAGUAGUUAUAAGUUAUUGUGGUUGUUGUACGUAGUUUAUCUCUAUGUUUUAGCAUGGUUGCAAAGUGGGUUUGCUUCCUUGAGUUCAAGGACAAGU
Malus domestica (apple) is the source of this 1025-nucleotide messenger RNA. NCBI's taxonomy places the organism in Eukaryota, Viridiplantae, Streptophyta, Magnoliopsida, Rosales, Rosaceae. The record is from RefSeq and is a predicted model, not a curated record.